UUAAGCAGUCCACACAGGGACAGUGGCCUCAGAAUACAGCUGAGGGCAUCCUUCUCUUUGCAGGGAACCACAAAGCAAGACAGGAGAAGACUGUUGGUACUGGCCUUGUACACUUAAGUUCUCAGAGGACUCAUAGAUGUGUUACAGGCCUGAGCCUGGCAGAGGGAGGGGACAGCUGCCAUCUCUGAGGGUACCACGGUAUCUCACCAUCCCUCUCUAUUCCUCCAGGACCAAGUUUCCUGCCAACCCGAGCAGGCCUGGAAUGGGUAAUGGUGUGAAGGAAGGUUCGGUGCAUUUGCGUGAGGAUGCCGAGGCUGUGCUGUCUUCACCUGUUUCAUCAAAGAGAGACCACAGACAAGUGCUCAGCUCCCUCCUGUCUGGAGCCCUGGCUGGUGCUCUUGCCAAAACAGCAGUAGCUCCCCUGGACCGAACCAAAAUCAUCUUCCAAGUGUCUUCAAAAAGAUUUUCUGCCAAGGAGGCCUUCCGGGUGCUCUACUACACCUACCUCAACGAGGGCUUCCUCAGCCUGUGGCGCGGGAACUCCGCCACCAUGGUGCGUGUGGUGCCCUAUGCCGCCAUCCAGUUCAGCGCGCACGAGGAGUACAAGCGCAUCCUGGGGCGCUACUACGGCUUCCGCGGAGAAGCCCUGCCCCCUUGGCCUCGCCUCCUCGCUGGUGCACUAGCUGGAACCACCGCUGCUUCACUGACCUACCCCCUGGACUUGGUCAGAGCGAGAAUGGCCGUGACCCCAAAGGAAAUGUACAGCAACAUCUUUCAUGUCUUUAUCCGCAUCUCCCGAGAAGAGGGACUGAAGACCCUCUAUCAUGGAUUCACGCCUACUGUGCUGGGAGUCAUUCCCUAUGCUGGGCUGAGCUUCUUUACCUAUGAGACACUGAAGAGUCUGCACAGAGAGUACAGUGGUCGCUGGCAGCCCUAUCCUUUCGAGCGCAUGAUCUUUGGUGCCUGCGCGGGCCUCAUCGGGCAGUCGGCUUCGUACCCUCUGGAUGUGGUGCGGCGGCGCAUGCAGACAGCUGGUGUCACCGGCCACCCACGCGCCUCUAUCGCUUGUACUCUUCGUACCAUCGUGCGGGAGGAAGGUGCGGUGCGCGGCCUCUACAAAGGCCUGAGCAUGAAUUGGCUCAAGGGCCCCAUCGCUGUUGGCAUCAGCUUCACCACCUUCGACCUCAUGCAGAUCCUAUUGCGGCACCUACAGAGUUAGGGGGCCCUGUGGUCAGCUGUUCUCAGGACGAUGGGCCUGUUUGGUUUUCUGAGCCCAUGGAAUAGGAUGUGCUUGGUUCCACCUCGGGGGACCAAGUCAGGGGCACUUUGUGAAACAAGCAGGCGAGCCUGGGUGGCCAGGGCUGGGAGCCCUUGAAGGGCAAUGUUGGGACAGUGGGCUCAGGGUUGCGUGGGUUCUCCUCUUCCCCAUCCUCCCUCAGGGGCUGCCCUGCCUCAGGAGGUGUUGCCCAAAGGCCUGGAGUCAGGAGAGGUCAGCUCUGCCUCUUGGCCCUGUGUGUCCUCCAACAUGCUGCUGAUUUUGAGUCUCCCAUGUCCCCACUAGGCUUAGGGCCAAACUAGCUUGUCCCUGCUCUCUCUGACUCUGCCUGCUUGCCUGGCCUCCAGCCUGGGCAGGUGUCUUUCUUGGAAUCCAGACCCUGUCUAGGAUGGGACAAGUCUCAUGUUCAGUUUGGCCACAGAUGUAGCCCCUUGCCCACCCGACCCUGCCUGUCCUGCUUUCCCCAUUAUUUCCCAAAGGACUAUGACUCCCUGGUCUCAGAGCCUCCUACUUGGGAACAGCCUUCUCCUGAGAGCCCCAUCCCAGUCUCUGCUGUCAGCAUGGGCCCCCAGCUGCUGCUGCCUAUUCAGUUUGUAACCUCCCCAAGGAGUGUUAUGCUUCCUCCACGUGACAGAAUCUGGUACAGACCAUGACGUGGAACCCCUUCAGGUUUGGGUCUGACCCCUACCCCCCACCUGGUGUAUCUGCUGAAAUCUGAGUGUCCAGCCACCACAUCUAGGCUCAAAGCUCCUGCCUGACAGGCAAAACCAAUGGAGGCUGGGCCUCAAACCCCAACCCUUUGCUCAACUGUGGCGUCUGAUAAGUCCCUGGCUCCCCACCUGAGCAAGCCCUUGGCUGGAGCAUGGAGCAAUUUAAAUCCCAGAGGGAUUAUCUGAUUUCCAUGAAUAGAGCACACAGAGACAGCAAGUGGUCUUGAUCCUCCUAGAGUGGGAGCCCUAUAACAGUGGGUGACCCAGGGGUAGGAAGUAUGGAAAAGCAGAGGCAUGCACCCCAGGGAACCCCAGCUAGCUGGUCUCAGACAAGUCCCCGGGGCCACCAGGUAUUGGGGACUCAGAUACCCAAUAAUGAUGUUUUAGGUCUCUUGAUUUUUUUGUUUUGUUUUGUUUUUCAAAUUGGCCAACCCUGGGUCUAUUCAUAUCAAACCCCUGACUAGUCCAGUCUAGUUGCAGGGCAAGGGAGAUCUUGAGGGUUGGUUCCAUAGACUGCUUAGCAGCCAUGCUGUGUGGAGGGCUCUCAGCUAGUGCACUUGCCCUGUGUGCAUUUCCAAUUGUGACUUCCAUUUCCUCCCGCCCUUCUGUCCUCUUUCUUUUCUUCUUACCUCUGACCUUUAGGUGUGAUGACCUCUCUCUGGCCCUUGCAUGUAUGCAUCCCUGAUCUCAUACCCAGGGGCCCAGGCAGCCUAUGAUGGCUGUGAGGGGCUGUCUUGUUGGGUGGGUUUCCUUUGCCCAAUACCCAGACCUGGCAGAAGAGGCCAGGGUACCCCACACAGGGAGAAGGGAAGGAACCCGAGACCCCCCAGGUGGGUGAGACUAAAUGUGUGGUUGAGAAGUGCCCUCCUCUGGGCCCCAGGCUAGGCAGGAGAGAAAGGGGUCAGAGGCUUCCCCAAGUCCUGCUGGUGCCCAGCGCACCUCCCCUGUAUUGGCUCCUGGCUGAGUGGGCUAUGACAGUGUGUCUCCCACCCCUGCACAUAGUCAGGCUCCAGGUCUCUGCAGUCACCUCUCUCCCUGAUGAUCCCUGGCCCUGGUCUGGAGUUAUAUUUUGAUGCCAUGAAGAUACUUUGUUUAUAUAUAAUGUUUAUAUAUUUUAAAGAUUUGUGCCAAGAGAGUAUAUUUAAUAAAAAUUUAAAUGACUUCUGCUCA
Otolemur garnettii (small-eared galago) is the source of this 3156-nucleotide messenger RNA. RefSeq names its product solute carrier family 25 member 42 (gene SLC25A42). Gene Ontology annotation, biological process: transmembrane transport. NCBI's taxonomy places the organism in Eukaryota, Metazoa, Chordata, Mammalia, Primates, Galagidae. Gene Ontology annotation, cellular component: mitochondrial inner membrane. The transcript has 7 exons. The record is from RefSeq and is a predicted model, not a curated record. Bases 137 to 1219 code for a protein of 360 amino acids.